AUGUGUUUAAGCAUUGCAAUUAGCAUAUUUGCUCUUUACUUUUCUUGCAAGUACUCCCAGCAAGGGGAAAAGGACGAGGCGAGCGAUGGAAAGGAGAUCGUGGUUGGGCCAUGGGGAGGAAACGGAGGGAGCAAUUGGGAUGAUGGGAGCUUCAAUGGAGUGAGGGAGAUCAAGCUCAUGUAUGGUCGUUGCAUCGAUUCAAUACGCGUCGUGUAUGAUAGAAACGGAAGGCCCAUUGCAGCGGAGAAGCGUGGAGGUAGCGGAGGCACCAAAACUGCAGAGGUGAAGCUGCAGUUUCCAGAGGAGUACCUGACUGCGGUGUGGGGGCACUACGCCCCGGUGGUGCACGGGGGGAGCCCGGUGAUCCGGUCGCUGACGUUCAGGACAAACCGCAGAACAUUGGGGGCGUUUGGAGUGGAAGAAGGGACGCCAUUCAGUCUGCCGAUGGAAGGAGGGCAGAUUGUGGGAUUCAAAGGCAAGUGUGGUUGGUAUGUAGAUGCGAUUGGUUUCCACAUAGCUAAAGUGAAGACGGCCAAGGCUGUGCCGAGAGCGCAGCCUAGUCUCUUCAGAAGGCUCACUAGCUCGGUCUCGUUCGCCCCACUUACUCUUAGAGACGGAGACGAAGCUCGGGCUAGAUCCACUAAACCUGCCCCUCUUACUCUUAGAGACGGAGACGAAGCUCGAGCUAGAUCCACUAAACCUCCCGCGUAG
Salvia splendens (bonfire salvia) is the source of this 711-nucleotide messenger RNA. Its product is annotated as jacalin-related lectin 19-like. Lineage: Eukaryota; Viridiplantae; Streptophyta; Magnoliopsida; Lamiales; Lamiaceae. Gene Ontology annotation, molecular function: carbohydrate binding. The coding region runs from base 1 to 711 and encodes 236 amino acids. The record is from RefSeq and is a predicted model, not a curated record. The transcript has 3 exons.